This is a messenger RNA of Lasiodiplodia theobromae, 987 nucleotides long. RefSeq names its product Histone acetylase complex subunit mrg15-2. Bases 1 to 987 code for a protein of 328 amino acids. Gene Ontology annotation, cellular component: NuA4 histone acetyltransferase complex; nucleus; Rpd3S complex. The transcript is spliced from 4 exons. Gene Ontology annotation, biological process: regulation of DNA-templated transcription; chromatin organization. The record is from RefSeq and is a predicted model, not a curated record. Lineage: Eukaryota; Fungi; Ascomycota; Dothideomycetes; Botryosphaeriales; Botryosphaeriaceae.
AUGGCGCCUGCAUCGCAGCCUAUGUUCGCCAAGGACGAGAAGGCGCUGUGCUUUCAUCACGAGCUUCUUUACGAAGCCAAAGUCCUCGACGUGAAGCUGGUAGACCCCAACGACAAGAAGAGCGCGUACCAGUACAAGGUCCACUACAAAGGCUGGAAGGCCACUUGGGACGAUUGGGUUCCGCAGGAUCGGCUGCGCAAGCUGAAUGACGAGAACCGCGAGCUAGCCAACAACCUCAAGAAGGAGUUGGAAGCCAUGCGUCGCGGCUCUCAGGCCCAGAAGUCGGCCUCUACUUCGCACAAAAAGAAGACCGAAGCCGGCUCCGCACGCGGCAGCGAGGGCCGCGAGACGCCUGUGGCGUCGACCAGCCUGGCAGGCCGCAAGAGGGGCAGGGACUUUGAGGUCGAGAGGGAAGAGACUUUCCGCACCAGGCCAGCCAUUCGCCUGCACAUGCCCGACAGGCUCAAGUCGCUUCUGGUCGACGACUGGGAGAACAUCACCAAGAACCUUCAGCUCGUCAAGCUUCCAGUGGCGGUUUCGGUCAGCACUAUUCUCGACAUGUAUGAAGAGCAGGAAGCACCCAAGCGUGUGGCAGGUAGUGCCGAAGCCGACAUCCUCGAGGAGAUCAUUGCCGGUGUCAAGGAGUACUUCAACAAGGCGCUUGGCCGCAUCCUCCUGUACCGCUUCGAACGCGACCAGUACCUGGAGAUCUACAAGAAGACGGAGAGCCCCACCGAUGACCUGGCGGGCAAGACGAUGAGCGAGAUCUACGGUGGCGAGCACCUGCUCCGACUCUUCGUGUCAUUACCGGAGCUCAUCGCACAGACGAACAUGGACCCCCAGUCUGUGAACCGGCUCCGCGAAGAGCUAGUGAAAAUCACCAUGUGGCUCAACAAAGACGAGACGGUGUGCAGGGUAUUUGUGUCAGAGUACGAAACGGCUGAUAGCGAGUACGUCGAUAAGGCUAAGGGCGAUGAGAGGCGUUGA